This is a messenger RNA of Rotaria sordida, 1239 nucleotides long. The record is from the annotation of a GenBank genome assembly. Lineage: Eukaryota; Metazoa; Rotifera; Eurotatoria; Philodinida; Philodinidae.
UGCAAUUCUGAAAAAAUCCUCAGAUCCUUAUGUUUUUCUAUCAAAAAUUUACAUGGAAUUAGUAUUACUCUUUCUUGGAGAACCUCCUUACAGCAAUCUCCAGGUAUUAUUUUUAUGAUCAAAAAGAUCUUGGCAAGAACUAGAAGUAACAUAGAUGUAAGAAUCGUUACCAAAUCCUUUUUUUCUCAUAGAAAACUUGGAAAAGACUUCUGAAUUUUUAUCUGCGGAACGAGCAUUCUCAAAGACGAAUGUCGUAUUUGUAGCGCUUGCUCCCACAAGAGACGAGAUCCCUUCGAUAACGACGAUUUCUUUUCUUUUUUGUUCAUUGUAGUAAUUCUCAAUAUUCCAGUUGAUACCCGAUGGGCACAGAAUGCGACGACUGUUGCUGGAGGUCAUGGAUGGGGCAGUGCCACCGAUCAACUCAGCGGGCCUUAUGGUCUCUUCAUUGAUGAUGAUCAAACGAUUGUCAUUGCUGACUGCUGGAAUCAUCGUAUCAUCCAAUGGAAGAUGGGUGAUAAGAAUGGACAAGUAGUAGCUGGUGGCAAUGGCCUAGGAAAUCGAUUGGAUCAAUUGCAUGAACCAACCGAUUUUCUGAUCGACAAAGAGACGCAUAGUCUCAUUAUUUGUGAUCCAGAGAAUCGACGAGUUGUACGAUGGUCUCGUCGUAGUGGUACAACUCAAGGAGAAAUUCUUUUCGACAACAUCAGUUGUCGGGGAUUGGGCAUGGAUGAUCAGAGAUAUCUUUACAUCUCUGACAUCGGCAAACAUGAAGUAAGACGAUAUCAAAUAGGAGACAAGAAUGGAACUCUUGUAGCUGGUGGCAAUGGCAGAGGUGCUGGUCUCAAUCAACUCAACUUUCCGACCUACAUCUUUGUCGAUCAACAACAGACUGUCUACGUGUCAGACAACAACAAUCAUCGUGUAAUGAAAUGGAAUAAAGGUGCAAAAGAAGGAAUUGUUGUCGCUGGAGGUCAAGGCAAAGGGAAUGAACUAACACAAUUGUCGUAUCCUCUAGGACUAUUCGUCGAUACAUUGGGUACCAUCUAUGUGGCAGACUUGAAGAAUAAUCGAGUGAUGCGUUGGCCUAAAGGAGCGAAACAGGGCACUGUCAUUGUGGGUGGAAAUGGUCUAGGAGCAAAUCAGUUCAAUGACCCAGUCGGUUUGUCCUUCGAUCGACAUGGCAAUCUCUAUGUCGUCGAUAAUGCUAAUCAUCGUGUUCAACGCUUUUCAAUCGAAUAG